CGGCUGUCCGAAAUGGAUAUGGCCAGCAGGCCGAAAAAGGUUGGGCAUCACUGAUCUAGAACAAUACUCGCGAAGAGACUCUGUGAGGAUACAUGGCCUCCCGGAUAAUGGCAGGGAGGAAACAAGUUGGGAUUGUGAGCAAAAAUUCCUUAAAGUUGUCAAUAUUACUCUUGGUCUGCCAGACAUCAACACUCACAAUAUCUCAGCGCUGCAUAGAGUGGGGAGACUCCAGCAAGGCAAACCGAGACCGGUGAUAGUUAAAUUUAUCUCCAGAAAAGACAAGGAACAAGUCAUCAAAGCGCGCUGCCGAUUGAAGGGAUCAGGAAUCGUUAUAUCUGAGGACCUUACACAUUUAAAUAUUCAAAGACUUAAUCGUCUCAAACAACAAGAAGGAGUGGUAGACGCAUGGUCGGCAGCAGGAGGUAGGCUGUUUGCAAAACUUCGAGAUUCCAGUGUGGUAGAAAUAAAAAGUGGAGACACGAGUCCCAUAGACAGGAAGCUAACUGAGUUACACAACGAACAAAGAAGUCAACACCAAAGGAGGAGCGAGGGCAACCCGCAACGCUUUCCUCAGGAUACCCAUCAGAGGCAGCAUGUUCACCGGCCGCAAAUUCAUCAGCAGCCGAACCAUACAGAAAGAGCCCAGCGGGGACUGUCAACACCUCCCUCUCAGCUCUCAAGAUCCAGCCAUAUUCUACCCCAACUACACCUACAUCAGCCGCGGAAGCAGUUUCGCCCCAACCAGAUCAACAAACCGUGAAUGAAGUGACUGAGGUGUGCAGGGGAUGAGCAAUUGUGUAUAUAAAGGAUAUUACUUGUGCAAAAAACAAUUCUAUUUCUCAACACCAGCUUACUGACACGGAUAUAGGAGCAAGCGAAGCCGGGAUCGAAAUGGGAGUGGCCACAGCUCGUCCCAUUCCCAAAGCUAAUUGCCUUGCAAGUCAUGGGCGUUUCCUGAGUGGACUGGUGACUGCAAUGGUGACUGGACUGACAUGGGUGGGUUUGACGCAGAUCAUCAAAGAGGCUGAACUGCAGCACUUACUAAAAUCACCAGCUGGCCUGACCUAUUUUUGCUCUGGGUGGCUCAUGCUGGCCUUCCCACCCUAUCUCCUGAUGAAUGUGCUUGUUAAGCACAAGAACAUGAAGGAGGUUCUCAGGGAGAGCAUUGCGGUCUACGCAGGAAUACAAGGACAGGAAGCACGUCACUGGCCGCAUGUGUGGAAGACGGCUCUUCUGCUCUUUACUUGGGCUCUGGCACUGUACACCUAUUUUGAGGCACUGUGGCGAAUUGAAGCAGCGGAUGUGACGUCACUUUACGCCACUAAUCACAGCUUCGUAUACAUGCUGUCUUGGAUUGUGCUUUUUGACAAAUUUGUUGCCAUUCGAAUACUGGCCAUGAUAUUUUCAAUUACUGGCAUAGUUCUGUUUGCUUACGUGGACGGCUUCACUGGCAAUACAAUGUGGGGCGUUAUUAUUGCUGUGACAUCAUCGUCCAUGACAGCAGUACACAAAGUCCUCUACAGUAAAUUUGUGGGCGACGCAAGCGUGGGGCAAGCAACACUAUUUUUGUCGUGUCUAGGAGUCCUGUGCUUGGCGUUUUUGUGGCCAAUAUUGCUGGCGAUGUAUCUAACUGGUGCGGAAGUGGUGGACUGGGAGAGGGCUCCGUGGCAUCAGGCUGUAGCAGCCUCGUUACUCCUGCUAGUGUAUCAAGUGUUGUCUGUGUGUGUGGUGCACAUCACAUGGAAGGAGUUUAUUGGCAUUGGAGUUGCACUUUCAAUUCCAGUUUGCGCACUGGUAGAUGGUUUGUGGAAAAGCAAGAAGUUGUCCGGAAUGAAAUUGGCUGCUUUCGCUUUGAUUGGAGUGGGCCUCCUUCUUAUCUUACUACCGGAGAACUGGACGGACUUGGUGGUAAAACCGUUCAAAGCCCGGAAAAAGCAUGCGAGGAGACAGUCCAAUGCUAACUCAGCUAACCACACGCUGCGAAGCCGGCUUAAUAGAACUACGUAUAUGUGACAUGUUAAAACGGGAUUAUCCAGUUGUGUGUGUGUGGCAGAUUCUCCAAAGUGUUGAAGUAAGACUACCGUAAGUUUCGGACUAUAACGAGCGACUUUUCCCCCAGCUUUAAACCCUGCGGCUUAAAGGCAGAACUUCUUCGGGCGAUAUGAAGAAUUCGCCCCCCCCCCCCCCCCCAAUGUGAGGGUAGGUAGGAAUAAAAGCGGUGAUGACAAACUAGCGGUCAGACGUCUCCAGCUACUACCCUACCUUCUCGCCCGAGAGAUCCAUUUUAGAAAACCACCCACAAGAAGCUCCACCUUUAAACAGCGAUGCGGCCUGUUUUCAGAUUUUUCUGAAUUUUUCGGAUUCCGAUUAAUUUUUCCAUGUUGAAGUGUUAACUGUGUGAACCACACACCCUCACCAUGCCAAAAAAACGAGACGAAAUGCUUACGAUGAAGCUUUUAUGUUGUAUAUCUUUGUGGCCUAUAAACCAGUGAGGCUUAUUUGUUAAACAAUAAAGAUUUUUUUAAAAUUUAUUGGGUGCGGAUUAUAAACAGGUGUGCUCAAUAGACAGAAAUUUACGUGUAUUUAAUACAAAGACAGGUCUCUAGAACAGACGCUCCAGAUUGUGAUACUAUAACAAUGAACGGUAUCACUGUGAAGACAGAGCUGUUACAGGGACUACACAAAAGAAAUAAUCAAAUUAACGGAUAUAAAAAUAUCAACUUUAUGUUUAUAACCUGGCAAGAUGAGCUAUAUUUAGAUGGACCGAGUUUGUUAGUCUUUUUCUGUAAUGUCUAUACACUACAUACUUUUAUGAUUACAAUUUGUAUUGUAUAUGUAAAACUAAGUACCAUAUUUAUGAUAGAGAGUUGGGUCUUAGGGCAUCGAUUAUAUAUUUUAGAGUUAUUACACAGCCUUUAUGAUAAAAAAAAUUAUACGAUAUUUUCAGAAAUUCUUUAAAACUCAAUUCCCCUAAACACGCACAUUCAAAAUUUAUAUUAAAAAUAUAAUAUAUAUUAAAAUAUUAUAUUAAAUAAAAUGUUUGUAUUUUACUUUGAGUAUCCAAUAUAUUAAUAUUGUACUUUACACAAAAGUAUUUUUGCUAUCAGCUAUCAUUAUGCUUUAUCAGCAUUGCGCAUUGCGAUCAAACCAUAUCAUUUCAGGAAACAUUUUUGUUCAUCGUACUAAAUAACCUUCAUUACAUUUUUUUUUAAGAAAACCUCUUUCGUAAAGACAAUGAAAACACAGAUUAGUAGCUUUGAAUAUUUUCUGGAGAAGUGUGUUUAACAAAAUGGGUAUUAACGAGCAGGAGAUGAAGCCUAAUAAAAUGUUUACUUUUAAAAAUAAUGCCCUUAAAGACAAACCUGAACAGUUCGCGUUUUUUUCAGAUAUCGGUAGAUAAAGGCGAUAUAAAACUAACCUGUAAAUUUCAGUCUCUGAAUCCCAUCCGUUACACGAUUUGCACAUGCGACCAACGAGCCCCGAUAAUGGUGUAUAACGUCACGCUACUGCAUCAUUCACAAGGUUGCCAGCAGUCAGCACCAAACAGAUACAGAGAGAGAAUAAGUGACAGUUCGGAUUAUUCGGACGCUGACAGAUUGCCUUUCUCGUGGUUCUGAAAAAUGCAGACUUUCAACGUCCGAAUAACCCGAGCUGUCUCUCUGAUUGGUGUUGAUUGUCGGCAAUGUUGUGAAUGGUGUACCAACGUGAUUAGUGUUUAUCGCAGGUAGCGGAUAAUUAACAAAUGGACUUUGGAGGCUGCAAUUUACAGAUUAGGUUU
Molecule: messenger RNA, 3778 nt
Organism: Pomacea canaliculata
Lineage: Eukaryota; Metazoa; Mollusca; Gastropoda; Architaenioglossa; Ampullariidae
Product: putative thiamine transporter SLC35F3
Exons: 9
Coding region: 892-2013 (373 amino acids)
Source: RefSeq, a predicted model, not a curated record